Molecule: messenger RNA, 3159 nt
Organism: Priapulus caudatus
Lineage: Eukaryota; Metazoa; Priapulida; Priapulimorpha; Priapulimorphida; Priapulidae
Product: methyl-CpG-binding domain protein 2-like
Exons: 7
Coding region: 100-861 (253 amino acids)
Molecular function (GO): DNA binding
Source: RefSeq, a predicted model, not a curated record
AUCUAUGAAAUGUUUUUGUUUUGCUCAAUUUUUGUGUAUCUCAUGUCGUUUCAUAAUAAAACACAAAAAAGGUGGGGAAUUAUUGGCUGAAACAAGCAGAUGUCAAUCGAAAAAAUACGAUCGGAGUGCACCGCGUUACCAAAGGGCUGGUACAAAGAGGAAGUAAUACGACAAUCGGGACUAUCGGCCGGGAAGUCGGACGUGUAUUAUCACAGCCCGGACGGCAAAAAGAUACGCAGCAAGCCACAGCUCGCGAGAGAAGUAGGAGACAUGAUUGAUCUAAGUGCAUUCGAUUUCCGCACUGGAAGAAUGCUUAGCGGUGUGCUCAGAAAGAGUAAGAGACUGAAAGGUACGCAGUUUGACUAUGCGCGGGGCGUGAGAAAUGACGCCAGCCUGGUCCCACCGAUCAGGCAGACGGCCUCUAUAUUCAAACAGCCAGUGACGGUCGUGAAGACUCAGAAUAGCCGAGUGAAGUCGGAGUUGAAACACGGUCCACAAGACAAGCCAAAGCAGGUCUUCUGGGAGAAGCGGUUACAGGGUUUACAUGCAAGUGAUAUAAAUGGAAAUGCCCUCGAAUCUCUGAACCUGCCACACAAUUUCAAAUCUGUUGGACCACAUGUGGAGAGUGAUACACUAUUACAAAGUAUUGCCACGUCCUUGCACACAAGUGGACAACCCAUUACAGGACAGACAGGUUCCAAAUCGUCACUCGAUAAGAAUCCUGGAGUGUACUUGAACCCUGAUCAACCCCUCAUGCAGGCGCUCAUGGUGAGUGAGGAGGACAUCAAGCGACAGGAGACGAAGGUGCUGGAAGCGAGGAAGCGGCUCGAGAAAGCCCUGCAGGUGUUUGCCGAGGCGUAGAGAUGCCGCAGUGGCGCCCCCACGUAGCCGAGUGACGCAUGAGAUGGCCUUGAACUUUUCUGGACACACGACCUUUUAUUUUCGAUCUCUUUUCGAGUCACUCGGUUGCGUGCUUUUGAAGCUUCCAGCAGUGGUAUCUUCAUAUGUGUAACUAUCGUGGAAAUCUCGCGGUGACUGGACGGUGGUGCCACCUUCUGGGCUUCAUGCAAACUCGCGUGGCAGGCAGUCUCGUUUUCGGUUUCCGCGUGCGUAGCUGCGCCGACGGGGGGACGCGCCAACGAGAAAACGGUGACGAAACACAGGAACGCGAAAAAGAAACUAUUCGUGGUUGCGAGCAAUGCGGAUAUUAUGCGAUGUGACGACAGAAGUGUCUGUGGAGGUAGAUUAUCGGUGGGCCUCGCGACGCAGCUUUCGCAUAUGGCAAUGGCUUGCCAACACGGUUGCGGCGCGAGCGUGUGCGAGAAUUCUGUUGAAGCGUCUCUGGCCGCAAGAAUGCCGCUGCCGCAGCGUGUCCGGCCGGUCAGCACAGACGCCGACCCUCGGUCGAGGUCAGAGGUCAACGGAAUACGUUCCGAGGUUCGGGCGAGCAGAUGCCGACGUGCCGGCAAUAGAAUGUACAUACUUCACGUGCGGACGUACGUCAGUAAUCCCAAUAUCGUAGUGGUAAGGGGACGCGACGGUUUGUUUUAUCGCUCUCGAGGUAGCUACACGUAAUAGCUGCUGCUCAGCAGGCAGGCGGUCGUAGCCAGAAGGGCAGACAGACGUGCUUAAUCAGUUUCCCCGCAUCAAGCAGCGUGGCCUCGAGCACCAGGUUAACGCGCACAUCUAUGUUAUCGUUAGUUUGCCGGAAUGUGUCUAUCUGUGCGGAGAGAAUAUGAACGGGAAGCUUAUAUUACUGUGUCUCGCUGCUAGGGAUUACUGGAGGGUUUUGCCACUGUUCAGUUACUCUCAAUCAGGGGCCUAACACUUAUGUUUGCACCCCCCGGGGCAGGCGGGAGGUUUGCGAGCGACAGGGGGGAGCACUGUAUGAAAGCACGCGAUUUUCUUUUUUUUUGUAGCGCAUUCAUAGUGAAAUAUUUAUUGCUCCCACGCUGCGUCAUGCACGUAGCAGAAAAUGAUUGAUUGUGUAAAUUAUUAAAGGUAGUAGUAACGCGAUUAUUCGACGCUGUAAAUCGGAAGCAAUUGAGUUUGCGCUCGCUCAUGCGGGCGACGUGCGGAGAGGAGGACAGCGCGCGCUCGCAGUGAAUGCUCCCGUGUCAUCCCACGCUGUCCGUUAUUAACUCGCAGCAUCGCGAUAUCUUCUGUCGGCGCGGAUGCCACGGCGACGGGAAGCGUGAAGCCGUUGUCGUCGUUUGCGCAUUUUUGAGGGGGGGGUUUUUCUUCGCAUUUUUUUCCCGACUGCUGUAGAAAGUGUGACUAUAGUUCCGCUGGUGUUUCGCGGCAAUUGGUCGUCUUUGUUUUGAGCUGGGGGGUGGGGGGAGGCUAUGAAACCGCAUGUGCUAGCAUUGAAGUUUGCGUGCGGCUGCUGAUAAGUUUACAUGCAUGCCCUUGCUUGGGUCGUCCUACGAAUAUUCGUCUGCCUCACCUGUCAGCCGUCUACCUUGGAGAAGGUUAUAGCUGAUGAUCGUCGAACAUAGCUAUUGGUCCUGGAGUAUAGCGAUGGGCCUUGAGCAUAACUGAUGAGCAUGGAGCAUAGCUAAUGUACAUAAAGCAUAACCAAAGGGCAUGGAGUAUAGCUUAUGAUCCUGGAGUAUAGCGAUGGGCCUUGAGCAUAACUGAUGAGCAUGGAGCACAGCUGAUGUACAUAAAGCAUAACCAAAGGGCAUGGAGUAUAGCUUAUGAUCCUGGAGUAUAGCUGAUGAUCCCGGAGCAUAACUUAUGGCAUGGAGCAUAACUAGUGGCAUGGAGCAUAACUUAUGGGCAUGGAGCAUAACUAGUGGGCCUGGAGCAUAACUGUUUGUCGUGGAGCAUAACCAUAAAACUACAAUGCUUUUUUUGCUCAGUCAGCGUUUCACUUUUUUAACUGUCGCAGUGGGAAAUGGCGACUGGAGGACCAGCGGCGCCAUGUGCUUGUUAAACAUUGUGUGAGGUUGUUCUGCUCCUGGGCUUGUUUGGUGAAUUGUGAUGGGAAAAUUGCUGGCGGGCGUGUAGACGAAAGUUGCUGGAUAAGCGCGGGCCGUGGUGCGUACGUAUGCACUACGGGACGUACACGUGCGAUCCUGCUAGCUGAAUGUUUCUGCUGCAAUUACACAGUAUGUUUUCAUUCUGAUUAUGGUAAUAAACACGAUUUUAUAGCAA